AUGCCGACGUACGAAGUCCAGAAUGAUUUAUUUGAGAGAUAUCCUCCGGGGUUUGCCGACGCCGACCGCUGGGCACUUCCCAGGCGGCAAGGAAAGCGGAGGCUACUGCUGAUUUACAUCCACGGCUUCUUGGGGUCAGAGGACAGCUUUUACCAGUUUCCUCGCAGGGUUCAUGACAUGUUGGCGGUCUUGCUGGCCGAAACCCAUGUUGUGUACACGAAAAUAUACCCGCGCUAUAAGACCCGGGGACCUUUACACGACGCUCGCGAUGGUAUCAGCCAGUGGUUAUCUCCGCACGAGGCAUCGGACUUGGAUGUUAUACUACUCGGCCACAGUCUCGGGGGUCUUAUCGCCGCAGAGGUCGCCCUUAUGGUAUCUGGCACUGCCUCUGGCCAGAUCGAAGGCGAGGAUCUGAAGCAUAACAUUGCUGGCUUGGUAGCUUUCGAUGCACCAUUCCUUGGGCUUCAUCCACGCGUUGUUAGGACAGGAAUCGGCAGGCUAUUUCGUCGCAAAGGACGUACAAACAAUGAAGACAAGGAAGAGGAGGAUGCCAUACGCGACAUAAUCGCCACUAAGGACACAAGUUUCAACCCAGCCUUUCCAAACGACUUGAACAAGCCUCGAUGGAAAGGUUGGGAUGGAGCGCGCCAUUUCUUUAAAAAGAACUCACGUCACUUAUCCCGCUCGGCCCUUCAGUAUGUGUUCUCAUACUAUGACCAUACCGGUUGCCUGAACGAGUAUCUUGGUCUCUUAAAACGGCACAAGAGGCUCUGCCGUUUGGCUGAAGUUAACCAUUCGCCCGGCUCCAGUUUGAGUGGCAGGCGGGUCCGGUUCAUCAACUAUUACACAACUGCGUACCCCGUCAAGGAAAAAGGGGACAGUGACAACGAUAAAGAAAAGAGACCGUGGACUGAGAUGUCGCUUACCUGUCGCAACACGACGGAACUACAUAGGAAUGUCAAAGAGCAUCGGCAUUCUACAUCGAUCAUCCCUGGCCAGCGAAUGAAGGGAAAGGACGGGAACUCACUUCACUGGGCGGUAGACCGGGUGUCCUCUCUUACGGAAGUGGACAGUAUAUCUCAUCCAGCAAGUUCGUGCGAUUCAAGUUCCGGCUCGAGAUCAGGGGGUCGACACUUCUGUUUAGUUUCGAAUGAAGCCUGCAAAAAGCAGCUCUGGGCCCCAAUCUAUAUGGAAGGGAUGGAUGAAAUCACCGCCCAUCAGUCCAUUUUCCUUGCGCUUGGCUCACACUACGAGCAACUAGUCGUGGAUAUCGUGGCACGAAUUGAAACCUGGCUAAUGUGA
Aspergillus versicolor CBS 583.65 is the source of this 1302-nucleotide messenger RNA. RefSeq lists its product as uncharacterized. NCBI's taxonomy places the organism in Eukaryota, Fungi, Ascomycota, Eurotiomycetes, Eurotiales, Aspergillaceae. The record is from RefSeq and is a predicted model, not a curated record. Bases 1 to 1302 code for a protein of 433 amino acids. The transcript has 2 exons.